Penaeus monodon (black tiger shrimp) is the source of this 652-nucleotide messenger RNA. RefSeq names its product histidine-rich glycoprotein-like. The record is from RefSeq and is a predicted model, not a curated record. The coding region runs from base 29 to 568 and encodes 179 amino acids. The transcript has 2 exons. Lineage: Eukaryota; Metazoa; Arthropoda; Malacostraca; Decapoda; Penaeidae.
CCUGUUCCGUCUCACCAAUCCUGCAGAGAUGAAGUACUUGGUGUUUGUGCUCCUGGUGGCUGCCGCUUGCGCUUCUGAGGUGGAGAAGCGAGAGGCGGAGCCAAGUCGUGCCUACAGCUAUGGCUACGGUCUCCACCACCACGCCUACUACCCCCGCCCCUACUACUACCCCUAUCACCACUCCUACCAUCACCACCACAAGAGGUCCGCUGAGCCUGAGGCCGAAGCCGAGCCCUCUUACGGCUCCGUCCACUACCGAAGCUACUACCGCCCCUAUUCCUACGGCUACCACCCACACCACUACACUCCCUACGUCCACCACCACCACAAGAGGUCCGCUGAUCCCGUUGCUGAGGCUGAAGCCAGCUACAGCUACAGGUCGUACCACCCUGUGUACCCUCGUUACUACCACUCCUACCACUAUUCCCCUUACACCCACAGCCACCACAAGAGAUCUGCCGAGCCAGAAGCUGAUCCUGGUUUCAGCUAUGCCCACCACCACCAGUCUACAUACCAUCCCUACCAUGAAGCUCACUAUGGUUACGGUUACCAUAUUAACCACUACUAAGGCACUGGGAGUUUAUAUGACCUGAAUUGAUCAAAAAUAAUUUUAUUUUGAGAAGUAAAAGCAGUGAUAAGUCAUCCUAAAUUA